AAAAUUUUAAUACACGCUCGGAAAUGAAAGUAGAUAAAAUUAUAAAACAGUGGCUACCUUAAAUGCAACUUGUCGACUAGAAUUUUAACAGACUUUUAUACACAUUUUUCACAUGCAUUACUUUAUAUGUUGCUUAUAUUGUUAUAAAUGUUUGUUACAUUGCAAUGGGUAUAAAUUGUUUAAGCAUAUCGUGUGUUAAGCCUGUAAUGUGUUUAUGGACAAUAAAAUGUUAUAUUUUAUAUAUAAAAAAAAACUAUAAUCGAAAAAAAAAAAAAAUGUUCAUACCGGGAGUCGGUGCUAAAGAUGUUAGUAUUUUACGAAGCAGUUCUCCUCAGUCUACGAUCUCCUCGUGAAACGCACCGUCAGAGGUCAACAAGUCAACCCUCGAGCAUUAAGCAGAAAAGCUUUUAUUUGUGACCUGCAUAAAUGUAUGACACACAUACACAAGCAGGGGCUUGCAUAUUGAACUCUGCCCUCUUUUAGACGAUGUCAUCUGCAAGGUAGGCAAGCUUUUUUCUCUCUCUCUCCAUUGCCACACCCAUAUAACAGGGUCACAACGAGAAAACCCGCAGCUUGGGGCAUUGACACCUGUCGCAGUCAGGUAGAAGGUUGGCUGUUGACACGUCCAGGCAUAUAAACACCAAGAAACAUUGACUCUGGUUACAGGUCAGUACAGGUGUCAGGAGUGGAAACAGUGUUGUGAGUCGGUAGUGCAGCGACAGCUCGUGUACAGGUCAGGUGUUGCUGUCAUCAACAGAUCGGUGAAGGUGAAGGAAGAUGUGCUGUAAGGCUGAGACAGUUUUAUCAAUUAUUCUUGGAGUCAUAGACAUCUGUGGCCUUGCGAGCGACUGGCUUUUCUUCGCUGAACUGCAGGUCACAGAGAAAGGUCUGGUGUACGGACCAGAGGACGAGAAAGUUCUCAAUGCUCUCUUGGCCUUUUGUGUCAUCGGAACCGCCAUCUUCAUCUUUGAAGGCGUUAGCCAUAUAUACAGUCUAUGUAGUGACAGUGGUAAGGAAUGUAUCAACACAGACCUCAUCUCCUUCCUGGCCGUCCUGUUCGGAGACAUUCCUCAAGUCAGUAUCAGUGUGUACGUGGCCUACUGUCGGGAGGAUGGAGUGAGCUACUUUCAGUUGGCGAAGGCGGUGUUUGUCUUUCUAGGAAUCAUCAUCCGCCUCAUCAUUUCUAUCUACAUUUACUACAAGGGCAGGAAGCACAAAUGCCUCAAAGUUUUAAUGAUCAUUGGACUGGUGGUUAACUUGGGUUUGGCCAUCGCCGUCUUUGUCCUCGCCAACGUGCGGGCAACGGACGUGACUAUUAAUAGAUCGCCUAGCGAGGUCUUCGAGGAUCAAUACGACGAUGAAAAGUACUUCCGCAAUGUAGGUGUGUUCCUCCAGCACCCAGAAAACAGCAGUCAAAACAGCUGGGUCGGUGUCAUGUCUAUCUAUGACAUAUACAAACGCCCUGAGAUCUCUCUGCUGUACACCUAUAGAUACGAACAGUCUGCGACACAUUGGAACUUUGCCAUUUGGACUAAGAAGCUUCAGGAAGGUUUGACGACGACAGAAGGGCCACCAGAGUGUUACAGAAUGCAGCUGACAACAGGCAACAUUUCCACGGUGAACAUGUCUGACUGCUGGAACUCCCUGUUCUCACAGCCAACCAGCCUGCACAUCAAGUUUACCUACACACCACCAGAAUAUAUCAUUCGAAAAAAGAUAUUCGGCGACAUCGUGUACAACAUGAAGGUCUCGAAGAACAACUCCUGCAUUGCACAAGACAUGUUUGCAGCCAGUAUUAACGGACUUCCCUUACCAACCUUCGGUUAUUUCUACGUGAAUGCAAGUCUGGCAAACUUCACUGGACCUCAUCUCCUCCUGGACAACGGUCAGCCUCACCUCUACCGCCCCCAGACAGACCUUCAGGACAUCAGCGAGGUGUGGCGCACAGGCUAUGGCCGGUGUGAAAGUUCUGGAACUCGUGCUCCUACCUUCAACAGCAACAUGGAGGUUGACUGUAGCAACUGAUGAUAGCAGGACUGUGUGGCGGAUGAGUAAUCAGUACACUAAUAUUAUAGGGUCUGUGUAAUGGGGGAAUAAGUGUGGUUGUGUUCCACCCCAGAGAGAGAGAGAGCGAAGAGAAAGGCUUGUGUGAUGAGCGAAACAGUUUGAUGGAGGGGGUGUCCGUGGAAGUAUUCUGAAUAUAUAUAUAAUAUAUUCUGAAAGUAUAGGCGAAACAAUCAAAGUCUUUGUCAAGUGCUGAUGGCAUACCUAAAAGGUGUGUAUGGAGAUGCAGAUGUGCGGAGUCAAAAGACAAAUGACUAAAAAGUACAGAUACUUAAAUGAACACGAAAAGUCCUGUGAGUGUAUACAUGUCUAAGGGAGAGGAUAUGGCUGUCAAAGUCCUCGCAUUUUCGGUUCAAAAUUCAUGUCUCAGUCAGGUCGAUGCUUGUCCUGAAGCCACCAUGAAUCAAAAAGUGAGUUUAUCUUUCUGUACAGUCAGAAGGUGACAAGAAUUUACAGGGAAUGAAGUGAGUGUAGUCACAGAGUGUCACAGGUUCUAGGGACACACACAUGUUUACAAGAUAAAUUGAUACAGACUAAUAAAUUGAUACAGACUAAUUCAAGUCAAAGUGUGUGUGUGUGUGAGAGAGAGAGAGAAGUAUAUGCGCACAUGAAUAGCCUUGAUGUAAGUUUUUUUUAAUGAAUGUUACUUGUCCACAUCUUUUUCAUUUGUUCAUAUUUUCACUUGCUCACAUUUUUUUUAACGCCGCACCUUGUCAAGAACUUUAUUUUCACUUUUAUUUUUCUGACUCCAUCACCUUCCCAUGUUCAAAUUGUCCACUGGGACGAAUAAAGUUGGUCAUUGUCAUUGUGGGCGCACAGGUGUGCAUGUCUAUGUUUGUCGUUGCUGCCAGCUCUUGCUGUUAUUUAUUUAUUUUCUUCAGUCUUUUAAAGGUGGCACCGUGUUUGUCGUUUGUCGUACCAUCGUUAAUACACUUGGUCGAAAACAUGGCCAUGACCUGUCACACAGUAGACUGGGAAUUCCACCCGCGAUCUUUGUCACGUGACUCGCAGCCUUGGCGUGCUGCCAGCAGAGAGAGACAGGCGCGUGUUGACGUCACUAGAAGGCGGCCUCGUUUUUAUUUUUGUCCAAUCGACAUUGACGUGUGCAAAGUUUAAAAUAGAGGUAUUAAGUGUAUGCUAAAAAUACCCUAACACCGAGACGGGUACAGUUACAGUAUUUUCCUCCUCUCCCCGACACGCUUCGCUACACGCAGCCAGGUGCAGGCGCGGGUGGGACGAGUUCCCUGAGGACAGGGUUACAUCAGCAACGAAUAAAGCUGCCGGUCCAAACAAAGCAGGACACUACCCACCCCCAAAGAAAAAAGACAGCAACAAAAAACAAAACAACAACGAAACAAAACAACAAAAAACAAAAACAAAAAUCCAAAACAACAACAACCCCCCAAAAAAACAAACCAAAAAAACAACAACAACAAAAAAACCAAAACCAAAACAAACAAAAAACAAAACAAAAAACCCAAAACAAUCAGAACAAUCAGUCCACUUUCAGCACCUAGACGAUACUCUUAAGGUUUAAUAAGAAGGAUACACACAACCACUGUGUGACAUUUGUAGUCCUGAACUGUACACAGAAAUAUCGAAGACCAUUUUUUUUAUUCUAUGAACCGACAUGGUCGAAGAACGCUAAGAGUAUCAACUAGGGACAUCAAACAGGAAGUGGUCUACCCUGUGGUUAGGGUUAAGGUCACAUGCAUGCUUAAUUCUUUAAAUUCGUUCAUAUAAGCUACAGGCAGCCGACGAGAAGCAUUCGUGUCUGUCCCGUCAUGUCCUGUCUGUGUCCUGUCUGUCCACUAAUGGACGUUCCUUGCAUGUCCCUCAAAAUUUUGAGUUAUUUACUUAACAUACAUCUAUGUUGUUAUGAAACUUUUUAAAUAGAUUUACUGAAAUCUUUGGUCUAAGGAUUUCACGGCCGUGUGGGCCGGACGUUCUCCACCCCUGUUGUAAAGGCAGCUCCUUGUACAGCUGUGACGUCACACUGCGCACGCGAGCCAGGAACCGAGGGCCUUUGCAAGUGCGUUCAAUCUCUGCAUCUGUCUCUGCAGUUUUCUUUUAUAUUCCAGGAAAGAGAAGGUUUCCCUGGUUUCUGCGAAUAUGCAGGAUUUAAUUGUGUCUACACGGCUCAUGGUGCUGAACACAGACACAGGCUCCUCCAUUGAAAGUUGUAUGUACAAACAUCUCUACUUCAUCAAAGGCACUGUUAAAACAUGGAAAUGUAUCCAAGAAGAGCUCCUACGUUCAGCGAGUCAGAGGCACGCAGUCUAAGGAGCUGUGUCGUCUUCUUUACAGUAAUCGUAGACUUUCUGGACUUAGUGAAUGGAUUACAUAGCAUGAAUCAAAUUAGUAAGAAGACUUCUCCGAACGAUGUACCUGCCCUUCACUGCUGCGGCUGCAUCUGCCUUUCAUUCUCAGUGUGCUGUCUUCUGCUCACGAUGUUCAAUAUCCUGGAAAUUUGCAACUGUUCAUGUCUCCCACGCAUCGACACACUGUCUGGUCUGACUGUGUGGUUUGGAGACAUGCCCCAAGCUAUUCACAAUAUACGCUUCUCAAAGAGCCACUUGGAUCCCCGCACCUUAUUUGGUUGGCCACAUGCUGCUGCAGUUUUGACAGUGUCAUUGGUGCGGCUUUUCUUACUGAUCGUCAGGCAGUCCACAUACCACGACGACGAACAGUGUACACCUCGUCAAUGCAUCCAGAUGGUUGGUUUCCUCUUUAACAUCCUUCUUUCUAUUAUUGCCCUUUGGUCCAAACCGGCCUGACCCUUGACCCUUGACCAAACACGCGACUGCGGCGUACAAGAAAGCUCUCCAGACCAUAUAAGUAGAACUUUCUGAAAAUACUGAUGGUUGACCUUUUCGGCAUAGAAAUUACAUUUGAUAAGUAAUAUUUCUUUUAUGAAAAAUCAAAUCAAAACAAAUUAAAGUGUGCUUUACAAAAAUGAUGACUUGCAUUAUGUACAAUAUUUAAGCAUAGUUUAUCUUCCGUAGAAAGAACGCUUGUUGGACUAAUCAUAACAUGGUGGUUGAACCGUUUUUCAAACAAUUUUUAUCAGCAAACUGUGUUAUGUAU
Molecule: messenger RNA, 5151 nt
Organism: Pomacea canaliculata
Lineage: Eukaryota; Metazoa; Mollusca; Gastropoda; Architaenioglossa; Ampullariidae
Exons: 9
Coding region: 778-2025 (415 amino acids)
Source: RefSeq, a predicted model, not a curated record